Molecule: messenger RNA, 2912 nt
Organism: Bombina bombina (fire-bellied toad)
Lineage: Eukaryota; Metazoa; Chordata; Amphibia; Anura; Bombinatoridae
Product: oocyte zinc finger protein XlCOF7.1
Exons: 11
Coding region: 96-2285 (729 amino acids)
Biological process (GO): negative regulation of transcription by RNA polymerase II
Molecular function (GO): DNA-binding transcription repressor activity, RNA polymerase II-specific; RNA polymerase II cis-regulatory region sequence-specific DNA binding
Source: RefSeq, a predicted model, not a curated record
CACUGGUCCUUUAGCUUAUUGGGAACAAGCUGCCACGGUUUUAUGUGGGUAACUAUAAGCGGGUGUCACAUUUAUAUUAUCUAACUUAGUCACUGAUGAUAAACAAGAUGAACAAAUACAGGAAGCAGAUGGCAGAGCAGUUCCUGAGUCAGGCCCUGGGCAUCAUCUGCCUGCUGACCGGAGAGGAAUACACCGUUGUGAAGAAGACCUCACGCAGCAGCAUUCAGCAGCUGAGUGGAGAGGUGCCUAUAAAGUGUGAUGAUGUUGCUGUGUAUUUCUCUAUGGAGGAGUGGGAGUAUAUAGAGGGACACAAGGAGCUUUACAAGGACGUCAUGAUGGAGACUCACAAAGCACUAAGGACUAUGGAGAUCCCAGGAAAUGAGAGCUCAGAUCACAGUGAUGAAAAUCUAGACAUGGGAGCACAUACAGAACAGAACAAUCAUCCAGUAGAGACCCAGUCAGAUGUUUCUGCAGGUCACCGAGAUGAAAAUCUAAACACAGGAGCACAAGGAGAACUUGUACACAAUAGUCAGCCAGUGGAGACCUCAUCCGAUGUGUCUGCAGACUGGGAGAGGGGUAGUGGUGGUCGAGGGAGCGAGGGUAUAGGUUUAGGUGCUAGCUGGAAUAUUAUGGGUGGUCAGUUAGAAUUAGGUUCUGAGGUAGCUAGGGGGAUAAGAAGCUGGAGGGCUAGUGUAAAGGGUGGUGGUGGUUUUGUGCUACCUAGUGGGAAAAAACCAAAGGGGAAGGAGAAACGAGUUAGUGUGUCCCACCCUAGGGAAAGUAGAUUUAGAGUAGGGACAGAGGGAGGGAGGCCUGUGUCUGGUUCUGAAGAGAAUAUGGGAGGGGAUAUGAGGACUCAGGCCUUAGGGACAGAUCAGGGAGAGAGAGCUGGUCCCUCAACACAGGCAGGAGGUCACAAGUCUUCUGGGCUUCCUCAGAGGCCCAGGAUAAGGGAGGAGCGAUAUAGUGAGGCUGAGAAAUUGGCUCUGAUUGAGGCGUAUGUGCAGAGAACUCCGCAAUUGGAGAGGCGUAAUUUGGACAGCAACAUUAGAAGUAGGUUAUGGGAGGAAAUCAGGGAUGCUUGCAUAAGUGUGGAAGAUCGCCAACGCACCAUGGACAGUAUUAAGCACCGGUGCCGAGACUGCCGACGGGUGGUGAAAGAGAAAAUGAAACUGGAGGAAGAGCAGGCAAAUCAACCCGGAGGCCAACUCAUAGUCUAUAAUGGUUGGGAGGAGCUGCUGAAGGAUAGGAUGACUGCAGGGCCCGAGAUCCCAGGAGGACAUACAGCUGCAUCUUCUGAAAGGCAGUUGUGUGAAUAUGAUGCUGUGAUUUUAUGUGAUUCAGAACAAACAGAAGAUCCAUGGCUAAGAAAUAUGACAGAAGUGGAAGAGCAGGAAAUAUGUGAAAAAGUUAUCAUUGGUGAAAACUAUACUACGAUUCCAUAUAACACAGAAGAAACAGAAGAUCAGUGGUUACAAAAUAUGCCUGAAGCUCCAGAGAAGAAAAUAUGUGACAAUAUUAUUACAGGUGAUGUUAAGACGGAAGUCACGCUUAAUGCUGAACAAACAAAUGAUCUGUAUGUAGAGAGUCUGCAGGACGCUUUAAAACAGGAAAUCAGUGACAAUAUCAGUACAGGUGAAUUCGCAAACUUCAAAAAUCCUAGUCAUCGUCAGAGUGCUAAGGUUUCCUUCAAUCUUCUUCAAAAUCAAAGAAGCCACAUGGGAUAUGUAUGUUCUGGAUGUGGCAAAUGUUUUACCUGGAAAUCGCAACUUAUUAAUCAUCAGAAAAUUCAUACAGGAGAGAGAGUAUUUUCAUGUUCUGAAUGUGGGAUAGGCUUUAUCAAGAAAUCAAAACUUAUUGACCAUCUGAAAAUUCAUCCAGGAGUGAAAUCAAUUUCAUGCUCUGAGUGUGGGAAAUGUUUUUCUCAGAAGUCAAAUCUUAUUGCGCAUCAGAAAAUUCAUACAGGGGAGAAAGAAUUUUUGUGUUCUGCAUGUGGGAAAUGUUUUACUCAGAAAUCACAUCUUAUUAGUCAUCAGAAAAGUCAUACAGGGAAGAAAGAAUUUUCCUGUUCUGAAUGCAGGAAAUGUUUUACCUUGAAAUCAACUCUUAAAAAUCAUAUGAAAAUUCAUACAGGGGAGAAAGAUUUUGUGUGUUCUAAAUGUGGGAAAUGUUUUACUCAGCAAUCAACGCUUAUUAAUCAUCAGAAAAUUCAUAUUAAAGAAAAUCAGAGCUUAUACUCUGAAGUGCAGAGGCUGACACGUAGUUCUCAUCCAUACAAUGUUUAAAAUGCUGAUGAUUUCUACAUGUUGUUUUCUGGGGGGGAGUUUUUGGGGCUGUUUGAAGCUCACUCUGUAGCUCAAGCAGUGUUUAAGUGGCCCAGUGUGUUUGUCCUCCCUGGGGUAUUAAGGGUCCUCAUAUAGGUUUAAAUAGCCAAGUGAUUUCUUGGUGUAAAUAUAAUGUACAUUUACUGGUGUAGAGGUUCAUAGAGGGGAGCACCCAUUUGCAGAUCAGAGUAAUAAAUAUACCCAAAGGCCCUCAUAUAUAUAUUAAUAAACACUUCUUUGAAAUGUAAGUGUAUUAUAGUCAGGAGAUCACUAAGGCGACAGUGUUUCCAUAGCUAGAAUUUAAAUUGACCAGGUGUACAUGGUGAACCCCUAUGUUAACAUCAAAAGUGCAAGAGACUUUCAAAAGGCCUUGUCUGGGUUAGACUAGCCCUUUAUUUUUCCAUUACUUCUGUGUUUGAAAGGUUACCUAAAACAUUUAUAGACCCACAAAAGUUUUGACUGUACUGUAUUGUUUUAAUGUGCAUAUUUUCACACAUUUUUGUUUUAUAAUUCUCAUAAAAUAUUUGUAUUGUUUGAAUCUGCUGGGUGUGCUUAAUAAAAUAGUUUGUGUGGGCCACUUAUGUAAAA